AUGUCAGUAGAAGAUUGUGAAAAUGAAUUACUUGCACUGGAAUCCAUUUAUGAAGAUAAGUAUCAACUUGUACAAACUACACCGAGACGAAAAAUAAAAGUAAAUCUAAAUGGUCAGUCAGAUGAUUCACUGUCAACUAAAGUUCGAUGUCAGCUUCUUUUUGAACUUACAAGCAAUUAUCCAAAUAAACCACCUAAAUAUCAAAUACUUAAACCUGAAAAUCUUUCAGACGAAGAUAUUUCCGAUAUAAAUAUUAUAAUCAAUGAAGUAAUUGAACGAUCCCUAGGAUUUGUAAUGUUAUUUGAUAUAUUAACAGAAGUUCAAGAAAAAUUAGAUAGUAUCUGUGCAAAAAUCUUAAUUCGUCAGCGUAAUGAAGCUAAAGAAAAACGAAAAGCUAUACAACUAGAAGAAGAAGCGAAAUUCCGUGGUGAUAAAGUUACAGUGGAGUCGUUUCUAGAAUGGAAUACAAAAUUCCUUGCAGAAAUGGAAUCAUUAAAAGAGAAGUCAAUAUCUGAAGAUCAAAGUGCUGUUAAACGACUAACUGGACGUGAGCUAUUUUUGAAAGAUAAUCAUUAUGACGAUUCCGAUUUGACCUUCUUGGAAACUAAUGGUGGCGAAGUUGUAGAGAUUGAUGAACAUUUAUUUGUUGACAUUGGCGAUAUAGACUUGGAUGAUGAUAAUGAUGACGAUAAUAACCAAGUAGUUGUGACGGGAACAGCCUGA
Schistosoma guineensis is the source of this 723-nucleotide messenger RNA. The record is from the annotation of a GenBank genome assembly. Lineage: Eukaryota; Metazoa; Platyhelminthes; Trematoda; Strigeidida; Schistosomatidae.